GAAUACCCUCCAGGGAACUUUUAUGGAUGUGGAUGGAUUUGAAUCUAUAUUUCCAUUUUCAGAGGCCUCAGUUGUAAUCCUCCACCUAAUUGAAUAUAACUUACAAAUAAUGUCUCCUGAAGUUGCCUUAAACAGAAUUUCUCCAUCACUUUCUCCUUUGAUUUCCAAUGGUCGAAAUGGAAAAGUGGGAUUGGAUGCAACUAACUUAAGGAUUACUGAUCUGAAAUCUGGCUGCACAUCUUUAACUCUUGGACCCAACUGUGAUCGAUUUAAAUUACAUAUUCCAUAUGCUGGAGAAACUUUAAAAUGGGAUAUAAUUUUUAAUGCCCACUAUCCUGAGUUGCCACCUGACUUUAUCUUUGGAGAGGAUGCUGAAUUUUUACCUGAUCCUUCUUCCUUACAUAAUUUGGCCUGCUGGAAUCCUUCAAAUCCUGAAUGUCUCCUGCUUGUUGUAAAGGAACUUGUACAACAGUAUCAUCAGUUUCAAUGUAGCAGAUUACGUGAGAGCUCUCGGCUCAUGUUUGAAUAUCAAACAUUACUUGAAGAACCUCAGUAUGGAGAGAACAUGGAAAUUUAUGCUGGCAAAAAGAACAACUGGACUGGUGAAUUUUCAGCUCGGUUCCUUCUGAAAUUGCCAGUGGACUUCAGCAAUAUCCCUACCUACCUUCUCAAGGAUGCAAAUGAAGACCCUGGAGAAGAUGUUGCUCUUCUUUCAGUCAGUUUUGAGGAUACCGAAGCUACUCAGGUUUUUCCCAAAUUGUACCUUUCUCCUCGAAUUGAACAUGCUCUUGGUGGAUCGUCUGCUCUUCUCAUUCCUGCUUUUCCAGGUGGAGGCUGCCUCAUUGAUUAUGUUCCCCAAGUAUGCCAACUGUUAACCAACAAGGUUCAAUAUGUUAUCCAGGGUUACCAUAAGAGAAGAGAAUAUAUUGCAGCAUUUCUUAGUCAUUUUGGAACUGGAGUGGUAGAGUAUGAUGCUGAGGGUUUCACAAAACUCACUUUGCUGCUGAUGUGGAAAGAUUUUUGCUUCCUUGUUCACAUUGACUUGCCACUGUACUUUCCUCGAGAUCAGCCAACAUUGACAUUUCAGUCUGUCUAUCAUUUUACGAAUAGUGGAGAACUAUAUUCUCAAGCCCAGAAAAACUAUCCCUAUAGUCCACGAUGGGAUGGCAAUGAAAUGGCCAAAAGAGCAAAGGCUUACUUCAAAUUAUUUGUCCCUCAGUUCCAGGAGGCAGCUUUUGCAAAUGGAAAACUCUAAAAAAAAGGGGGGGGGAAACAACCUCAUCCUGAGAAAAUGCCAAACAGAUUCUUGUGCCCACAUGCUUGUCAACAGAUUGCAAGAUAACUUCCUGAAGCCUGGGCUUCAGCAUUUAUUGGCGGAGGUUUCGCCUCUGCAGUUUCAUUGUGAUUGUCAUAGACCGACUGAAUGAGAACUUUGGAUGAUUGACUUCAAUACAGGGUCUUUUUCCCCCUCUAUUUUCUUUUCCUAUAUGCAGAAAUGUUGCUUCAUUACUUGCUUGGUGGAAGCUCAAAAUAUAUUGAAUAAAUGUGAUUUUUUCCCCUUCCUUUUUUUUUUUUUUCUAAAUUUCUUUUUCUAUGACAAUGUUUAGAGGUUUUAGGGUUUUUUCGUGAAUUUCUGCAUGCUGGAAUUUCUGACACAUUAAAAGCACACUGAAAAUAAAUGUACAAUAAAUCUGUCAUAUUA
Thamnophis elegans (Western terrestrial garter snake) is the source of this 1702-nucleotide messenger RNA. It is a transcript of the gene BABAM2, whose product is annotated as BRISC and BRCA1 A complex member 2. Gene Ontology annotation, biological process: double-strand break repair. NCBI's taxonomy places the organism in Eukaryota, Metazoa, Chordata, Lepidosauria, Squamata, Natricidae. The record is from RefSeq and is a predicted model, not a curated record. Gene Ontology annotation, cellular component: BRCA1-A complex; BRISC complex.